Messenger RNA from Epinephelus moara (kelp grouper), 2991 nucleotides. It is a transcript of the gene ky, whose product is annotated as kyphoscoliosis peptidase. The record is from RefSeq and is a predicted model, not a curated record. The transcript has 7 exons. NCBI's taxonomy places the organism in Eukaryota, Metazoa, Chordata, Actinopteri, Perciformes, Serranidae. The coding region runs from base 73 to 2589 and encodes 838 amino acids.
CUCCGCCCGACACUCCAGCAAACAUCCAGCAGGCAUUUUAAAUCCUCUCAGGGGCGCCAUGCUUCCAGCAUAAUGUCAGCUAAAGUUGCCAUUCAGAAGUUCUCCUUCCCCUUCUCCUGCGCUGCACGCCUGCCUCAGCAAGAUGAGGUGACCCAGGAGGGAUGUGCACAGGUGAAGCUCCAUGACCUCCAGGAGAAUCGAAUCCUGAGCGAAGCAAACCCUGUUGCUGUGAUCGGAGCUCUGGUGCAUCAUGAGAGUCAGGCCCAGGGGAGUCCGAAGCCUCCUCCUGGGGGAGACGCAGCAGCCGCCCAGGUCCUGGUCUGUGCUGAAGCUUCCCAGAGUGCUGUGCUCUCUAGGCACGCCGUGUUUGAGAAGCUGACAGUUGAAAGUGAAGAUCAGCGCCCUGCGGCAAAGAGACAGCUGUCGUCCGAGAGCGCAGCCAGAACCAUCACUGUGGUGAAGAAGAGCGCUGUGAGGAAGGAGGCGGAGGAGCACAGGCUCCUGAAGCCUAAAGCUCACCUGGGACAGAGGGUGACACCGUGCCCUGCGGCGGCAGGGAAAAGGAAGCGCCGAAAGGACCUCUUCACCAACUCUGAGGUGUUCCACAGGGUCGAUUCACACGUCAUCAGGGCCGGAGCAGAGCUGAAGGAAAAGCGUGUGUAUGAUGUAAAGACGAUAGCACAGUGUAUCACACAAGGAGCCAGGAAUGAGCUGGAGCGGCUUCGUGCCAUCUGGGUCUGGCUGUGCCAUAACAUCGAGUACGAUGUGAGCGGGUUCCUCGGCCGCUCGGAGAAGCUGAGCUCACCGGAGGAGGUGAUUGCGGCCGGUCGGGGCGUGUGCUGCGGCUACUCCAGCCUCUGUACUGAGAUGUGCAGAGAGGUGGGCAUCGAUUGCCAAGAGGUGCCGGGCCACAGCAAGGGCGUCGGGUACCUUCAGGGUCAGAGCCUCAAGAAUGUGAAAUCUGAUCACCUGUGGAACUCUGUGCUUCUGGGAGGACAGUGGUUCCUGCUGGACGCCUGCUGGGGAGCAGGACGAGUGGACAUGGAGAACGAAAGCUUCGUCAAAAGGUUCGAUGAUUUCUAUUUCCUGACGGACCCAGAGGAGUUCAUAGAUUCACACUUCCCCGAUGAGGAGAAAUGGCAGCUCCUUGACACGCCCAUCGCCCUGGAGGAGUUUGAGAGGAGAGUCUUCAAGACUUCAGCCUUCUUCACCUCGGGGCUGCGACUGAUGCAGCCUCAUCACUUCCACAUCGUCACAGAUGACGGCGAGGCUAACGUGUCCCUCGGCUUCUCCAGGCCGACAACUUUUACGUAUGAGAUCACGCAGCACCAGGACCUCCUCCACUGUGGCGCUCCAGAGCAGAAAGAGUCCUGCAACUCGUCCUUCGGCCUCCUGACGGUUUCCCAUCGGAGCAUGAAGCUGCAGCUCCUGCCGCCUGCGAGCGGCGUGUACGACGUGAAGGUGUUUGCCAGACCUGAAACAGCCACCACGCCUCUGAUUUGGGUCUGCUCCUACACAGUCGAGUGUCCCGUCCCCAGGGCCAUGGAGGAGAUCCCAGAGAACCCCUUCCUGUCUUGGGGUCUGCAGCCUGUUGCGGGGUCUCUGGGUGUUGCAGGGAGCAGUCAGGGCAGCAAGGCUGCAGAGGUGGAGGAGGGUGUCUUUGAGCUGAUGUUGAAGACGUCCAGGCCUCUGAUGGCGCUGUGUGAACUGGUCCACCCACAGCUGGAGGCUUCAGUCGCCAAGCGCUGCCUGGCUACUCAGAUUCAGGCGGAUGUCCUGACGUGUCACGUCCUGUGCCCCCUGCGUGGCUUCUACCGGCUCUCAGUGUUUGUGCGGGACUACGAGAAGACAGACGCCAAGUUCCAGAAUGCCGCAAACUUCCUGUUGCACUGCAAAGGGAAGGUGGUCAGUCCGGAGGAGCUCUUCCCUCCUAACCUGGGCUCGGUGUGUGGGCCGGGGACCCGCACAUCAGAGGCGGGGCUGUCCAAAUUCAGCCACACGACGGCGCUGGUGAGCACCCAGCAAGGCAAGUGUAACAUCACCUUCCACAACCAGCGUGACCUGGAGCUUCACACUGUGCUGAGCAGAGAGGAGAGCAAAGCAAAAGCCGUCCCGCUCACACGGCACGUCUUCUGCACGUACACAGACAGCAAGGUGACGGUGAGCGUCAGCCUGCCUGAGGCGGGGGUGUAUCGGCUGGGUCUGUACGCUAAGAUCACCCCCGCUGGAGAUUUUAACCCCAUGUGUGACUUUGUUCUGAGGAACAGCUGCGAUCAGCCGGGGCCUCCGUUCCCCUGCGUCUACUCAGCCUGGAGGAAAGGCUGCGUGCUCUUUGAGCCCCGCGUGGGCCUGCUGGAGCCCCUCUCAUGGGUCCGCUUCAGGGUGAGGGUCCCCGGGGCCCAGAGGGUGAGCGUGAUGGGUGAGACAAGAACUGAUCUCAAACUGAAUAAGAGCAGAGUCUGGGAGGGGGAGGUUUUCAGUGGAAACGGUCUCCAGCAACUGAAACUGGCCGCCGCCACCUCGGGAGAAUCCACUGACAUGUCUGUUUUGAUGACCUUUGACAUCAAGCAGCUGGAGAGAGAAGUGUGACACGGCGGGUGGAGACCAGAUGGAAACGUAGCUGUUCACUGCCUGAUGACGUCACUGAUACGGACUAAUGCAAAUCAGACUGGGGUGAAGAAUCUGUGCAGAUAAUUCAGACUGCGAGACACAAUCUUUCAGGUUUCACCACAUCAAGCGAACACAGACACAGUGGUGAUGAGGUGCACCAACAUUUGACAUAUGAUCUGUGAAUGUUUAAACUUUGUAGCGAUGAAGUGAAACAAAUGCAAACCAAACCUACCUGGAAAUUGUUUGGGAUUUUCUUUGAGAGCUAUAAUUUGAUCCAGGUAGUGUUGAGCCUGUCAGCUGUGAUAUUAUUCUGAUCAAGAGUGCAUCAUCAUUAUUGAUAUGUUAUCAGAGGUAAACCUGCUCUAUGAAAUAAUGGUUGUC